Molecule: messenger RNA, 1171 nt
Organism: Cyprinodon tularosa
Lineage: Eukaryota; Metazoa; Chordata; Actinopteri; Cyprinodontiformes; Cyprinodontidae
Product: putative protein TPRXL
Exons: 4
Coding region: 1-879 (292 amino acids)
Source: RefSeq, a predicted model, not a curated record
AUGUACCGCGCCGAUAGAAACAAAGAGCUCAGCGUGAAUGGAGGUUCUUCUGAGGCUGUUCCCAGCCAAUCUUUGGCAUCUAGAGGGGAAGUACAGCCCUCUGCAGGUGAAAAUGAGGAGAGGACUCUAGAUGCUUCCCUGCCAAAUGCUGAAACAUCCCCAGCCGGCUCCUCCCCGCCCUCUCCGGCUUCCAGACCUUCUCCAGCAUUGUCUGUCACUGCUAAACCUGCCCAUGGCACAACUGCUGCUUUAACCACAUCAUCCUCUUCAACCCAGGAGGCUACAACCAUCACAGCACCGUCGUCAUCGUCCUCUCCCUCCCCUGAGCCAGGAGAAGCGAGUGCUUCAGGAGCUGGAGGCAUCAAUAAGUAUCUGCCUGCACAAGUCAUUUUUCAUCUUGUUGGGAGCUGGGGAGGAUUCCAUCCUUCUCCAGCAGAGUCCGCUGUGGAUCCUCUGAGGGAGCCUCCUGCGCAGCUGCAGCUCGUCAACAUCAUCAGAGGAUCCUACAUAAGCUGUCUUCAGACCUUGCCUCAACGCCGCAGUGUUGUUCCAGUUGGAAACCUGUACCUCCUCAGUGAAAGCUCUGGAGGAGCAAACCUGCCGAGCCGACCCUCUGAGCCAAACCCUGAAGAUCCUCUGAAAAUCUCCAAGCAGCUCUGGACUAGAGCUGAAGAACCAAACCCAAGGUCUGAUCAAGCUAGACGUGAGACGCUGAAGCAGCUAGCGGAUUCUGCUAACAGACUUCUCCCCAGAACCAACAGUGACUCUCCCAAGAGAACCUCAAGAACCCACAAGGAAACCUGUACCUCCUCAGUGAAAGCUCUGGAGGAGCAAACCUGCCGAGCCGACCCUCUGAGCCAAACCCUGAAGAUCCUCUGAAAAUCUCCAAGCAGCUCUGGACUAGAGCUGAAGAACCAAACCCAAGGUCUGAUCAAGCUAGACGUGAGACGCUGAAGCAGCUAGCGGAUUCUGCUAACAGACUUCUCCCCAGAACCAACAGUGACUCUCCCAAGAGAACCUCAAGAACCCACAAGGUACAAAUCUGAGUUCACUUGGAAACCUAAUCCUAUCAGCAGUCAUUAACCGCUCUGUCUCUCACGCAGACUCCGGUGAAACCAGAACCCAGGCCCGAACCAGUCAUCCGUACAUUCUGUGUGUUGAGCUUCAAUAA